UCGACGCCGCGGUGUGUGAGCGUGGAAGUGGGUGCAGGACAAAAGAGCGUGGAGGUGGGAGGAUGAGGAGGCGGCCGGCCGCAGACUCGUACCUGCGGCCGGCCGCCGCUGCGCUUAAUGCCGGCCUGGAGGCUGCGCGCAGCGCCGCGGCACCGCCGAUCGAUGGCGGCAUUAAAUGGACUGCUGUCGAACCGGCGGAGAAUGGCAGCGAGAACCGCGAACCGACGGCGCUUCCCGCGGCUUAUUGAGUGGCCUGGGAGGCUGACACCCCAUAAUAACCAUCCGAUUUGAGUCCAGCUACACUGGUUGAACAGAGGAUUUCACUUUGUCUCGGCAUGAACCGCUCCCCCUGGACAUAAUUGGGUAAUAUUAGAAGGGCUAACACACACAAAAAAAAGAAACAAAAAAAGCAUGGGUUGAAUGUUUUACAGUAACUUCCAACAGUGCUGCUGCCAUGAGCGCCCGCUGCUGUUAUGAGGGGCAAAAAGUUUCCAUAAUACAGUUUUAUUAGACUAAAGUCAUUUUAAAGAGGUGCCGGAGAAAGUGCUGGAACCGCUGGAGUUUUCUCUACUGGCGUCUUAAGGAUGGAGUCAAGCAGGGGUGCCCCUCCCCUACCCGUUGCUGCACGCUGCUGUUCAGCUGGUUGCAAAACGAACUCCACCCAGCAGUAUUAUUCAGUUCAGCUCCCAGCAGGCUCGGGUCAGCCUGCGCUACUGAAACCACUGACGGACAGCUCUUUUUAACCAGUAGAAAGGGAAAAAAAGGAAGAGGAGGAGGAGGAGGAGAAGAAAACAGCCGUCAUACUGGGCAACAUCAGUACUGUCAUCAUGACCAGAUUUAAUAAGUGAGAAACCUACUUUCAGCUGCCAAGAUGCCAGAGCUGAACUGCUCCCUCGCUGCUCUGGUCAUGACUGAUGCCGCAGUCGUCAGUGACAGGGGAUGUCCAGAGAUUGCUGUGAUGUGUGGGAUGAAUGUCUCCUGGCUUUUGGCCAUUGCCACUGAAAAAGAUCUGAAGGAAUUGUGCUUGAGCGAGAAGGAUUACCUUACCCUGCAAUUGGGGCCAACAAAGUCCCCCAGGUUUCUUCCUGUGUGUAUCGGCUACCUUGUUAUUUUCAUGGUGGGUGUCCUGGGAAAUUCCCUGACCUGUACCGUGAUUUUGCGCUACAAGGUGAUGCAGACACCCACCAACUAUUACCUGCUCAGCCUGGCCAUCUCUGACCUGCUGGUGCUGCUGCUGGGCAUGCCAUUAGAGCUCUACGAGAUGCAACAGAACUACCCCUUCCUGCUCGGGGAAGGGGGCUGCUACUUCAAAGUCUUCCUGUUUGAGACUGUCUGCUUUGCCUCCAUCCUCAAUGUCACAGCCCUCAGUGUGGAACGCUACGUAGCCGUGGUGCAUCCCCUUAAAGUCAAGUACUUGGCAACACGUGCCCAUGUCAAGAGGGUCAUCUUGGUGCUGUGGGGGCUGUCCAUGCUGUGUGCUGUGCCAAACACCAGUCUGCACGGGAUAGUGCUGCUUCCUCCGCGGUUUGGACGAGAGUUCCCCCAGUCUGCUACAUGUAGUCUGGUCAAGCCUACCUGGAUGUACAACAUGAUUAUCCUGAUCUCCACACUGGCCUUCUUUGCCGUCCCUUUGUUGAUCAUUAGCAUUCUUUACCUGAUCAUCGGCCUGCGGCUGCACAGAGAGAAGGUCAGGAACAUGGAGGCGGCCAAUGGCAGCUUUGGACCUGGCUCUCUGUCCAAUUCCCACACGCAGAGGUUGAGCAAACGCAACCUGCAAGUCACCAAGAUGCUCUGCGUGCUGGUUGUCGUCUUUAGCCUCUGCUGGGCUCCCUUCCACGUGGACCGCUUGAUGUGGAGCUACAUGGACAGGGAGUCCGUGCAGCACCAGGUGAUCUUUGAAACCGUCCACAUCAUCUCCGGCGUCUGCUUCUACCUGAGUUCUGCCGUCAACCCCAUCCUCUACAACCUGAUGUCGACGCGGUUCAGGGAGCGGUUCGGUCACAUCACGUGCCACUCCAAGGCCUGUCCGGCGCGUUCACACUUCAAGAUGAAUCAGCGCAGCACCUUGAGCGAGGAAGUGCAGAACAGCAAGAAAUGGACUUAGUGACCUCUGGGGAAGUUCAUGAAAAAGUUGUCAGAAAUAAAUUGGCAAAGGCAAAAAAACGGGGGGGAAAAAGCAGUGGGGUGUAAUUGGAGUCACAGGGUUCAUUUAUAUGGUAAUUUAAUGAGCACCGAAAUCCUCUGGAGAAUUCUGGGCUGACCACCAACGUUAUCAAGGCUACAAAUGAGGGAAUAUCUUUUGGAGGGAUGGUUUCUCACCGCACAGACACGGAUUCUCAGAAAAAUUCUAUUGUAUGCAUCAAAGCUACUCUAUAUAGGCACAACACCUAGCACAACUCUCCACACUGCUUUGUGCUUAUAAUUCUACAUUUAUUGCUUAUCAUUAUGGUCGAAAAACACUCAAAAGUCGAACAGGGAAGAUUUUCUUGUGACCAAAACCCUUGUGAAAGGAGAGAGACACAUUUCAGAGGUUGAAAUGACGGGGUUGUAAAAAAAAAUGAGACUUGAAUCAUUUCCGAACUUUUCCCACAUUCAAUGUGAGUUUUAACUGCAAACGCAAAAAAAGUCAACUGAAACAAAGAAGUGUGUACAGCCUUAAACUAACCCAUUUAUGAAGCUCCUUUUGACUCUGUCUGGUCUCUCAGCGUCCCACAUCUUUACUUGGUUCUGUUACACACUACCCUGUGAAAGGUCCUCCAAAACUUCUCUGAUUUUCUGUCAGAUGCAGUUCUGAACUCCCUCUGGGCCAUCUAACAACAUUUAUUUUCCUCUCAUGCACGAAUUCUUCUGUAGCUUUGGACUCACUGCCAUGCUGAAAAAGGAAGUCCUCCUUCAUGUUCAGCUCUGUAGCAGACACCUGCAGUGUUUCGGCCAAAAUCAAACUUGUAUUUGGAACUAGUAUUCAGAACUUCACCUAUGGUCUGGCAUAGAUGAAGUUAGCUCCAUCCGCUAAACCUCAGUUCCAUCCGGACAAAUAUAACCCAGGGCAGGAUGCUGCUAUGAUCAUCUUCUGGUGAUCUUUUGGUGAUGUACAGAGUUGCUUUUGUGCCAAAUGUCUCAUUUGGAAUUAUCACCCAAAUGUUCCAGUUUGGUUACAGACCAUAAAACAUUCUCCCACAAGGUUUGGGGCAAAAUCCGUCUUGCAACCCUACUCCUGAGUCCAGACAUAGCACAAGAGAUAAGCAUAGGACAUUGCUGUCACACCUAGAACACAACCAGGACUUGUGGGGAAAUCCUGCAGCUCCAUCAGUGUUGCCUCUCAGCAACCAGUUUCAGCCUCUUCAUUUCAGCAGUUUUUGGUGAAACGAACAGUUUUUCAAACUAUAUGUGUAAAUCUUUCAAAAAUGAUUUAUCAGUCUCUUCUUUGCCGUUGCAAACAUCAGAGAGAUCCUACCUUAGCCUAAAACGUCCUGCCUAGGAGUCUCAGCUUCAGUGGUUCAGAUGCUGCUGAGGGCGACUCUGAGGAAGGAGACGGCAGAAAUAUGGAUCUUAGUGGGAGGUCUAGGUGUGACGCUGUCUUUUAAGAGCUGUGAUUGGUUGAUAGUAAAAGAAAAAAGUUAAAGCAGCGCACCUGUCCUGUCAUCUCUGGGAGGAGGAGGAGUGUUGAAAGAUAAAUUGGUCCCUGGAUCACGGUGCAAAUAGGCGGACAUUGAAGCGUUUACCGCAGAUCAAUGCGGCUUUUUCUCUGAGCGUCUUGGUGCUUUCUUAUUUAUCCUCAAUAAAAUUACGUUAGGUAGACCUGCCUUUAACCCGGGCUGCUGAAACUAAUUAAUUGAUUAAAAAA
Molecule: messenger RNA, 3844 nt
Organism: Fundulus heteroclitus (mummichog)
Lineage: Eukaryota; Metazoa; Chordata; Actinopteri; Cyprinodontiformes; Fundulidae
Product: neuromedin-U receptor 1
Exons: 5
Coding region: 872-2104 (410 amino acids)
Biological process (GO): G protein-coupled receptor signaling pathway
Cellular component (GO): plasma membrane
Molecular function (GO): neuromedin U receptor activity
Source: RefSeq, a predicted model, not a curated record